GGGAACUUGACAGUUCCUUGUCAGAUCAACGCAAUCAGUCAGUCAGUCACUCAGUCUCUGUCCCUGCGCCUCUCUCUGUCUCUGUACGCACCACCUCGGUCUCGGUCUCGACCGCCGAUCCGCUCCCUGCUGCCAUCCCGCUUCCGCCUCCUGAAGCCGUCCCUCUCUCGCCUGUCCCUCUCCGUCUCCCUGUCCCUCCCCCUGUCGAAUGCACGGCGGUCGUCUCUCCUGUCGCCCCUCUCCCUGUCCCUCUCCCUCUCCCUGUCGUUGUAGCGCCCGCUGUCCCUCUCCCUGUUCCUUUCAUCGUCAUCAGACCCCCCACCCCUCUCCCUCCUGUCAUCAUAAUCACGUUCCCGCCUCCUGUCGUCCCUGACGGAAGACGCCAAACCAACAUGGGCAUGGGCGGGAGGGAGGGAGGGUUGUCUGUGCGUGUCGUGUGUAUGGGUGCCUGUCUGCCUGUCUGCCUGUCUGUCUUACCGGUGGUUUCUGUCACGGUCUCUCUCCCUGUCUAUGUCGUCGACUCGCCGUCGCUUUGACCUGUCGUCAUCCUCAUCAUACCUGCGGGAGCCGGAAUCACAUGCACAUGGAGUGUUGGAGGGAUGGGUGAGAGUGCAUCAGUUGGUUUGGGUCACCUGUCGUCGCGUGGGCGCCUGUCUCGUCGCCUGUCAUCGUCUCUCUCGUCGCCUCGCCUGGCGUCUUCAUCGUCAUCGUCGAUUCGCUGCCUCAAUGCGGGCUUGGUGGUCCCCUUCCUCUCGCGCCAUGCUGGCGAUGCGCCUCUGCCCUGGUCCUGGUGGUGGUCUUCUCUCUCCCCCUCCUCCGCCUCUUCCUGCUUGAUGCGUCGGUUGGCCUUCCUGUCGUCCUUGUCUUUCUUGUCCCUCUUAUCCUUCUUGUCUUUGGGCUCCUUCUUGACCUUAUCCUUCUUGUCCUUCUUCUCCUUCUUCUCCUUCUUGAGCUUCUUCUUGAGCUGCCGGUCGGUGAGUGCCGAGAGGCCCUCAUCCAUGUCGUCAUCCUGGUGCAGCUGCUUCUCAAACUGCAUCGCCCACUGAGGAACGGAAAGGAGAGAGAGGGAAGUGCGUGUGCGUCCGUAUGUGCGUAUGGUGUGUGGAUGGCUACCAGUUCGUCUUCAUCUUUGAAGGGCGUUGGUGCUGGCUCCUUGGCCGCUGCCUCAGCCUUGGCCGCUGCCUGAUCCUGCAGGAUCUUCUCGAUCUCCGUCACGCCAUACUGACCGAUACCCUUGCCUGCAUACAAACAAACAAGACGACAGACAGACAGACAGGCAGACAGCAUGGAUGUGUGGGUGGGCAGCUUGGUAUCCUGUGUGAGUGGCUGACCUUCGGCGCCCGACGCCUCGUACUUGAGCCGUUUUGGGUUGCCCUCCUCGUCCAAGUCGUUCUCGUCAUACUUAUCAGGGGCACGAUAGCUGGACACAUGGUCGACGCGAAGCUUCCUGCACGCCACACACAGAGAGCAUCAAACCAAGGCCCCACUUGACAGCUGGGAGAGCGUCUGCGCGUGACCUGUGCAACAGCUCCAUGCCAUUGCCGUUGUCGACCGCCAGCACAGUGCUCCGCUGGUCCUCGUAGGCCAGGAAGGCGAACCCCUUGCUCUUGCCCGUCUUCUUGUCGCGCACAAGGUUGAUGUCUAUCGGCUGACACACACACAGACAGAUGGACAGACAGACAGGCCAUUAUGAGACAACACAUGUGUUCGCAUGACUGGCAAAGCUUGUGAGUGGUCAGUUCAGUCAGUCGGUCGCUCACCUCUCCCCACUGCGAGAAGACCAUGACAACGUCGCCCUCAGUAAGACCAUAGUCCAACCCGCCUAUGAAGACAUACGAGCUGUUUUUGUACUGCACACACACGCACAGAGCGGAUGCAGAGGGGGAGAGAUAGCGCGGAUCUUGGGUCCGUCCGCCCACCUUGUGAUGCCACGAAGCUUCUCCCUCGAGGCCGAAGCUCAGCUCCUGUUCAUUGAGUUUCUUGAGCGCGUUUAUGUUAUACAUUGGACCACUCAUCUUUGC
Messenger RNA from Vitrella brassicaformis, 2021 nucleotides. The record is from the annotation of a GenBank genome assembly. Lineage: Eukaryota; Vitrellaceae.